Molecule: messenger RNA, 1143 nt
Organism: Aspergillus pseudonomiae
Lineage: Eukaryota; Fungi; Ascomycota; Eurotiomycetes; Eurotiales; Aspergillaceae
Product: glycosyltransferase family protein
Exons: 2
Coding region: 213-1052 (279 amino acids)
Biological process (GO): dolichol-linked oligosaccharide biosynthetic process
Cellular component (GO): UDP-N-acetylglucosamine transferase complex
Source: RefSeq, a predicted model, not a curated record
GGUACAUGGCGUUACUAGCCUGGUCUUGAUUGUUAAACAAUAGAGAGCGCUAACAAUAACGUUAUUCAAUUGGCUGUGCUAUACCACUGCAGAAGAUUAUUCUAACUUAUCUGUCAACAAAUGUUACUGAUGACGCUUGCAGCUGCAAACUAACAUACGUUGGGGUUCUUUGAUCGCAUUCCGGGGUCCAUUGAUAGCUUUCGACCUCUGAGAUGAUGUUCCUGACUCAGUCGCCCCUGAGAAGCCUCCUUUGGCUUUUCACCAUAGGAUGUGUGGUUGGUGUAUCAGCAUUCAUUAUCUUCAUCUAUGCCCUACACACAUCACAAAAUACUAAUGUUCCUAAAUGGCGCUCGAAAAACACCCCCACCCAUCUUCUCGUCGUCUUAGGCAGCGGCGGGCAUACAGCCGAAAUGUUCUCCAUGUUACGACGGAUAAAGCUCGAUCCGUCCCAGUAUACAUAUCGCACGUACGUUGUGAGCUCGGGGGAUAACUUCAGCGCCACGAAGGCAGUAGAGUUCGAGACCCGAUAUGUCAAUUCCGUCCAGAAAGCAACUGCGGCCGACCGUAGCCCAGCAGAAUCCUACACUAUUGUGACAGUGCCGCGCGCACGUCGCGUACAUCAGUCAUUUCUGACGGCACCUUUUUCAACCCUCAGAUCUUUCUGGGCAUGUCUUCUUGUCUUGCGUGGACAAUAUGCUGACCAAAGGCGGCCUCCUUCAAUGAGCUCGGCGUAUCCGGAUGUGAUUCUUACGAAUGGACCUGCUACGGCGGUUUGCGUUAUACUAGCUGCCAGGCUCCUCCGUCUCUAUAAUUUUAUCAGAGGCUUCGUUCCGUUCAAAAAGGCCUUGGGAGGUGAGAACUUGGCACCGACUGAUCACCAACUCCGUACGAUUUUCAUAGAAUCAUGGGCCCGUGUGACAACUUUGAGUCUGUCGGGUAAGAUACUGUUACCUUUUGCUGACCGUUUCCUCGUUCAAUGGCCUGGACUAGAAGGGAUGAGAGCGUGGAAGGGCAUGAGGAAGACGGAAUACGUGGGCAUGCUUGUGGAUUGAAUAUGGUCCAGGUUAUCCCGAUGUCAACAUUGAUAUUUUUUGAGUGUAUUUUUAUGUACUGUACAGCACGAAAGCCAUUUGUGAAUGAAGC